This is a messenger RNA of Chiloscyllium plagiosum (whitespotted bambooshark), 4668 nucleotides long. Lineage: Eukaryota; Metazoa; Chordata; Chondrichthyes; Orectolobiformes; Hemiscylliidae. The record is from RefSeq and is a predicted model, not a curated record.
GCCUUAGUAAGUUUUGUUAGCCAAUCAAAAAUGGAAAUGCAUCAAAGAGGGCAGAGUUUAUUGAUGGUUUUUAUCUGCUCCAACUGGCCUGACUCUCUCAUUACCAACCCCAGCACCUUAUAUUCAAGCAGAUAAUGGAUCUGAACUUUUUAGGUUUAAAGAAUGUGGCCUGACCUAGGUCAAUUAGCACAACAAAAGAAGGACAUUUUAAACAGGCAAGAGCUGGAAUAGUCCCAUCUGUGACCAUGGAGGAAGCUGACUUUGCUGAAGAUAUAUAUGUCCGAUAUAUGAGGAAACAUUUUCCAGAACUCCUUGCAGCUCAACAGAAGGCCCAUCAAAGAGAUAUGGGAGUUAAAGUGAAGCAUAAGAACCAUUUCUUUCUAUCCUCAACGGGAAAUUAUUAUGAAGAUGAAAUCGAAGAAUUCUUGCAGGAAUCAGAUGAAGAAUGGAAUGACAGAGAUAGCCCACUGACUGCCAAAAGCUCUGAAUGGUGUCAACGAAAGCCUCUUUUACCCCGUACAACUCAGAUUGUGAUUGAGGACAGUUUUGGAGGGCUUGUCCAUCGUUUGUGUGAACCAUGGGACCUCUAUGGCCUUUCAACCAAUCACCAAUUGCCCUGUUGGCCACAGGAGUGUGAGGUCAUCAAAGAACGCAUUAGGCACAUUGUGGGUGUUUCAAUAGGCCCAGAACCUCUGUACAGAGCAACAGGGUUGGAGCAAGCACCAAUCUAUAUAAACCCAGAAGAGUGUGAAGUGGUUUAUAGUACCAGUAAAGCUUAUAUGGAACCCUGCUUCACCUUUUCCCGAGUGAGUGGCAGUUCCAAGCCCCUGAAACAGGCAUCCAUUAAUGUCAGUGAUCAAAACAACACACUGAUAUUUGAGUCUCGAUUUGAGAGUGGGAAUCUCGAGAAAGUAUUCAAAGUAGGAGAAUAUGAAUAUAACCUGAUGUUGCGCACAGAUCUCUACACAGCAAAACACACCCAGUGGUAUUACUUCCAGGUGCAGAACAUGCAGCCAGCAGUCCAGUACCGCUUCACCAUCAUUAAUCUGAUGAAGCCCACCAGCCUGUACAACAUGGGAAUGAAGCCGCUGUUGUAUUCCACCAAGGAUGCAGAGCUGCACAAGAUUGGCUGGCGCAGGGUGGGGAGCCAAAUCAAGUACUACCGAAACAACUACAGCAACAGCAAGCACCACUACUACUCGCUCACCUGGACGUUUGAGUUCCCGCAUUACGGGGACACUUGCUACUUUGCCCACUGCUAUCCCUACACCUACUCUGACCUCCAGGACUAUGUGACACACGUGGUCAACGAUCCAGCCAAGUCCAAAUUCUGCAAAGUCCGGGUGCUGUGCCGCUCAUUGGCUGGGAACAUGGUUUACGUUCUGACUGUGACAAAUCCCUCUGAGAGUUCCGAGGCCGCACUCGAAAAGAAAGCAGUGGUCCUGACCGCCCGUGUCCACCCAGGAGAGACCAACAGCUCCUGGAUGAUGAAGGGUUUCCUUGACUAUCUUCUUGGCAACUCGAUGGAUGCCAAUCUGCUGCGGGACACAUUCCUUUUCAAAAUCGUGCCAAUGCUGAACCCUGAUGGGGUCAUCGUGGGGAAUUACCGGUGCUCACUCUCUGGUCAGGAUUUAAAUCGUAAAUACCGGUCCUAUUUGAAGGAGACCUACCCCUCUGUGUGGUACACCCGGAAACUGAUCAAACGGUUAAUGGAGGAGCGGACGGUGUUUCUAUACUGUGAUCUCCACGGUCACAGUCGGAAGCAGAACAUUUUUAUGUAUGGUUGUCAGAGUCGGAGACGGACUGUAUCAUCAUAUGCCAAGCAGCGAGUGUUCCCCUUCAUGCUUAGUAAGAACUGCUGUAACAAGUUUUGUUUUCAAAGUUGUAAAUUCCAUGUGAAGCGGGCUAAGGAAGGAACAGGACGUGUGGUGGUGUGGAGGAUGGGAGUCACCAACAGUUACACCCUGGAAGCAACUUUCUGUGGCUCCACAUUGGGGAACAGUGGGGACGUCCAUUUCAAUGUAAACGAUCUGGAAUCAGUGGGCUUUGAGUUUUGUGACACCCUGUUGGACUACUGUGAUCCUGAUCAGUCCAAGUACAUCCAAUGCAAAAGGCAGUUGCAGAACCAAAUAAAAGAACAUAUUGCUGCCAAAAUGGAGAUGUCUGGUACAAAGUAUGAUUCUGAUGCAUCGCUGGGAGAUAUCCUAUCCUAUAUCGAAUCCAGCACCACUGGUUCAAACAGUUCCGAGUCUGAUGACCAGUCUUUGCAUUUUGGAAGAAAGGCCCACCAGCGUGUGACGAAAAGGAAGAAACAACUAAAAACCAAAAAGCAGAGACAAAAUUCCUACUUAAUCCGAAAGGUGAUGAAUACUGAAAAGCAAUACCAGUUUGUACAGCAAACACAAGCACACAAGAAACCACAAAAAACACAUGCAGGAAACCAUCAUCACUACUUGAAUCAAGCACCUGAUCAAAAUGGGAGUGACUUGGACUCUGCUGUCAAUGUCCUGCAGCAGGUACUUUCUGCGAAUGUUGGGAAAUGGAAAAGUACAGAAGAUUUACAGAUAACAGAUCAUCGAAAGAUGCAGCUUAAAGCAGCGCCUUCCCGGGCAGAAAGGACCACAAAAAGAGAAUCCCUUAGGUCCCAUGGCCACUUUGAAGCGCAUGAGCCUGGGUUUGAACAUGAAGAUCGAACACCUACCCUUUCUGACCCUGUACCCCAGAGAAACUGCAAAAUCGGUGAAGGAAAGGUUUCCCCAGUCUUGAGUAUUGGAGAAACUGCUGCUGUUUCAGAGGCUAGACUUGAGACCAGUGAAGAUUCAAUCUAUGAUGACUAUAUGUCUGGUGGAAUAAGCAUGAGACUACACCACCCUACAAAUACUAUUACAGAAGAUUGUCAGAAUUCAGACUCCAUUUUCUCAGUUCAAGUCCACGAGAAGCAUCCAAAUUCUUCCAAAUAUGAAUUUGAAUGGGUUCCAAGAAAACAGACUUCUAACCUGAAAACAUCUCCCCCCAAACCACAGUCGAUUGCUACUCCAGCACCCUUCUUCCCCAUUAAAAAAACAAAGCUGCCAGUCAUUGACCAUUUACAGAACAGGCACCUGAGGGCAGCCAGACGAGUUUUCAGUGAGGAGGAGGCAAAUCCCACUGACCGUGCAAGCAGAAUGUUGAGGAUCACAGGGGAAGGAAUCGACAGCCAGGUUGGAUUAGAUCACAGGACUGAGAUUACGCAAAUGUGGAAGGGGAUACCGUCACAGAUGUCCCAGUCUCCAAGCAAACAGCUAUCAGGAGUUGUCUCCCGUACUUUGUCAACAAAUCCCAUCAGGUGUAACUUGCCAAUGACAGCAAAACAUGGACCAGAAUUAAGGACCAGCAAAGAGCCAAUCAUUCAGAGCAGAGCAUCACCGGCUGCCUCCAAGCCUGCAUUGUGCACUUGUUCAGACUUAUUGGAUAUCACCUGUGGAAACCAAGAGGAAACUGUAGGAAAGGGAGGUUCAUUUCUGCCUCAGCACUGGGUGACAUGCCUGAUAAAUAAACAACAGGAAUCCUCUCGCUCCUCCCUACACAUUGGGAAAGAUGUGCAACAGCCGAGGAGAAGCCUGAGAAUAGGUUUUGUGGAAAACUCACAGAGAUUCCACAUGAAUACAGAGAGUUCUUCAGGGGGCCAGAAGAGGAGGUUGAGAAUGAAGCGAGACAGGACUCCAUUGCAUCAAGCUACUAGAGCACCGAAACGCAAUGUUGAGCAAAGUCACAGUGAGACUAACGCUCUCUCAAGUAUCUACACUGACGAUAUGGCAGAAUCACCAAAAUCUAAUCUCUUGAAGUCCCUGGAAAAGGAUUUCAGUAUGAUCUCCUUACAAACAGCACUUCAACUGUCAUGAUACAUAGGGCUAGCAAGUGAGAACUUCCACCUCAAGUCAUUCUUGACUAACUGGUAACUCUGAUGAAUGAGGUUACAGUUCUCUAGUCAGGGAGAGAGGAUUUGUUCCUUAGGUUUAUAAUUUAGUGUUAAUAAUUAUUGGUUUAGCAUCAUAUUUCUCCACAUUGAUCAAUCACACUUCAGGUAACUAUGGUUUAGCAAAGGCAAGCAUUUUAACAAACAGUUUGUGUUUACAUCAACACAGCCAAAAAUAUAUAACGCUCCCUCCCAAUCAAUCUAUUGUCAACAAAGCAGGCAAGAACCAAUCAACAAUGACUUAUUUUAAGUUGAAUUUCCAAUGAAGGAGGACUGUUCCAUUGUCUGUUCACUUCUGGUUGUUAGAUGUUAAGGUGAACUGCUCAGAUGGGAGCUUAACAAAAAACAUUUAGGAAGAGGACAAUGUGACUGUCUGCAUUCUUACAGGGCCCUGUGUCCAAGAUUACAACCUACAGCAACAGCAAACAUAUGAAGAAGGAUUCUGUCAGGGGAACUUUUGCCUCAAGGGACAGACUUCACUCCUUGAGCUAAACAAUGGGAAAAAUGUCUCUCAGGAAAUUCUGCUCGGUGAUGGAAGAGCACAGAAAUUAAUUUAAGGCAAAGGCAACUUCUGAAUCCAAAAUAACCUGGAAUUCUUUUUGUGGGAUAAGGCUCCUUAAGUGAACUGAUACCACACAGAAGACAAUACAAGACAAAGUCAAAGAAUGUUCAUUUUACAAUAUUCAUCAAUCUAUUUUAAAUUGGAUUCAGUA